UACUUUAUUGAAUGCUUUUUCAAGCAAAGAAAUUUUUAAGCCGUAAGUUUCCAAGAAUUUUCUUUCUCAUCAUAUUAUGUCCGAUCUGUCAGUUACUUUCUCUCAAAGCCACUGCUUUUGUCCUCUAUAAGAGGGAAUGAGAUUAUUGAGGAUAAUUUCUGUGGAAUUUAAGUAAGACUGAGGAUUCAAUUUGAGAUGGAAGAAAAACCAUUCCCUGCCUGGUCCUGGUCUGUCGAUCAGUGUCUGAAAGAGUACCAAGUAAAAUUAGAGAAGGGUCUAAGCACUUAUGAAGUAGAGAAGAGGCGAGAAAGAUAUGGUUUGAAUGAACUUGAGAAAGAAAAGGGGAAGCCUUUGUGGAGGCUUGUUUUGGAGCAGUUUGAUGAUAUGCUUGUCAAAAUCCUCCUUGGUGCAGCCUUCAUCUCAUUUGUUCUAGCUUAUCUGCAUCAGGAUGAGACUGGAAAGUCAGGGUUCGAGGCCUAUGUAGAACCCUUAGUAAUCCUGUUGAUCUUAGUACUCAAUGCAAUCGUCGGAGUAUGGCAAGAAAGCAAUGCUGAGAAAGCACUGGAAGCAUUAAAAGAGAUGCAAGGUGAGUCUGCAAAGGUACUCAGAGAUGGAUAUUUAGUACCGGAUUUACCAGCAAAGGAGCUUGUUCCAGGGGAUAUCGUGGAACUGCGAGUUGGUGACAAAGUGCCAGCUGAUAUGAGAGUUGCCACUUUAAAAUCCUCAACCCUAAGGGUUGAACAAAGUUCUUUGACAGGGGAGUCGAUGCCAGUUACUAAAAGCACCGAUUUCCUUGCUAUGGAUGAUUGUGAAUUGCAGGCCAAAGAGAACAUGGUUUUUGCUGGAACGACAGUUGUGAAUGGUAGCUGCAUCUGCAUUGUUGUGAACACGGGGAUGUGCACAGAAAUUGGUAAUAUUCAAAGACAAAUCCAUGAUGCGUCAAUGGAAGAAAGUGAUACCCCUUUGAAGAAGAAACUUGAUGAAUUUGGUAAUAGGCUUACAUCUGCCAUUGGCGUUGUUUGCUUAGUUGUGUGGGCAAUCAACUACAAAUAUUUUCUUUCCUGGGAGGUUGUGGAUGGCUGGCCUUCUAAUGUCCGUUUCUCAUUUGAGAAAUGCACAUAUUAUUUCAAGAUAGCUGUUGCUCUUGCAGUGGCUGCAAUUCCCGAAGGUCUCCCAGCUGUAAUUACAACUUGCUUAGCUCUUGGUACAAGGAAAAUGGCACAAAAGAACGCAAUUGUGAGGAAACUUCCAAGCGUGGAAACCUUAGGAUGCACAACUGUGAUUUGUUCAGAUAAAACAGGAACCUUGACUACCAAUCAAAUGUCUGUGUCAGAAUUCUUCACAUUGGGAGGGGAAACUACAGCCUGUCAAGUUUUUGGCGUCGAAGGUACAACUUAUGACCCUAAGGAUGGAGGAAUAAUGGGCUGGAACUGUUCCAAAAUGGAUUCUAACUUGCUACUCAUGGCUGAAAUAUGUGCAAUCUGCAAUGAUGCUGGGGUCUUCUGUGAUGGUCGUCUGUUCAAAGCCACUGGAUUGCCUACUGAGGCAGCUCUUAAAGUUUUGGUGGAAAAGAUGGGAGUACCAGAUAGCAAAGCAAGGAGCAAGAUUCGCGACGCACAGAUUGUAUCGAGCUAUUUGAUUGAUCGCAACACAGUUAAAUUAGGAUGCUGUGAUUGGUGGAUGAAAAGAUCAAAAAGGGUUGCAACAUUGGAAUUUGAUCGUGUUCGCAAAUCCAUGGGUGUUAUUGUGCGGGAGCUAAAUGGGAGCAAUCGACUUCUUGUCAAGGGUGCUGUUGAGAGUUUGCUAGAACGUAGUACAUAUGUUCAACUUGCAGAUGGAUCAACUGUUCCGAUUGACGAGUCUUGUAGACAACUAUUGUUGUUGAGGCACUUGGAGAUGAGCUCUAAGGGUCUGCGGUGCUUGGGCUUGGCAUAUAAAGAUGACUUAGGUGAGCUUUCUGGAUACUAUGCUGCGACUCAUCCUGCCCACAAGAAGCUACUUGAUCCAUCCUGCUACUCCUCCAUAGAAAGUGAUCUAGUUUUUGUGGGAGUUGUUGGUCUGAGGGACCCCCCACGUGAGGAAGUUCACAAGGCAAUAAAUGACUGCAGAAGAGCUGGGAUCAAAAUCAUGGUUAUAACUGGAGACAAUAAAUCCACAGCUGAGGCCGUUUGCAGGGAAAUUCAGUUGUUUUCUAAUGGUGAGAAUCUUAGGGGGAGUAGUUUUACUGGCAAAGAAUUCAUGGCCUUUUCCUCUCAGCAACAAAUUGAGAUAUUGUCACAAGAUGGAGGCAAGGUCUUUUCUCGUGCUGAACCCAGGCACAAACAAGAAAUUGUAAGGAUGCUGAAGGAGAUGGGUGAAGUAGUUGCAAUGACUGGAGAUGGUGUCAAUGAUGCACCUGCACUAAAACUUGCUGACAUUGGAAUAGCCAUGGGUAUAACAGGAACUGAGGUUGCAAAAGAAGCUUCUGAUAUGGUUCUGGCGGAUGACAAUUUCAGUACUAUAGUCUCUGCUGUUGCAGAGGGACGUUCGAUCUACAAUAACAUGAAGGCCUUUAUCAGAUAUAUGAUAUCAUCUAACGUUGGUGAAGUCAUCUCCAUUUUCUUGACUGCUGCUUUGGGCAUACCAGAAUGUUUGAUACCUGUGCAGUUGCUCUGGGUAAAUUUGGUAACAGAUGGCCCACCUGCUACAGCUCUCGGAUUUAACCCUGCUGAUGUUGACAUAAUGCAGAAACCACCUAGGAAGAGCAACGAUGCUCUCAUAAACUCCUGGGUUUUCUUCCGAUAUAUGGUCAUUGGUUCUUACGUGGGCAUUGCAACUGUCGGUAUAUUUAUAGUGUGGUACACCCAGGCUUCUUUCCUUGGUAUUAAUCUUGUGAGUGAUGGCCACACACUUGUUGAACUAUCACAGCUUCGCAACUGGGGUGAAUGCUCAGCGUGGCCAAAUUUUACCGUGAGUCCAUUCAAGGCUGGUAACCGCCUGAUUACCUUUUCUGACCCUUGUGAAUAUUUUACUGUUGGUAAAGUGAAGGCCAUGACACUGUCACUCUCUGUCCUGGUGGCAAUUGAGAUGUUUAAUUCUCUCAAUGCCCUCUCUGAAGACAACAGCUUGAUCAAAAUGCCACCUUGGAGAAAUCCUUGGCUUCUUGUUGCAAUGUCAGUCUCGUUUGCCCUACAUAGCCUGAUACUCUAUGUUCCUUUCCUAGCAGAUAUAUUUGGUAUUGUCCCACUAAGCCUAAAUGAAUGGCUUCUAGUCAUCUUGAUUUCUGCACCUGUUAUUCUUAUUGAUGAAGUCCUCAAAUUUGUGGGAAGGAGAAGAAGAAGAACUAAACUAAAAGCUGCAUAAUGUAUUCUUCUAGGAUAUGCUCGAGUUUACUAUUGACUAAAGGAGGUUUGAUUAAAUGUAUAUUGUUCAGAAAUGAAAAAUCUAUUUGGGGUGAUAGUUUUUGAGGAACUCUGUAAGCUAUAUAGCCUUUGAUCACAUGCCCUGGAAGGCUUCUUGUUAUCAUAAAAUUCAAGGUUUCUGAAGCAAAACCUGUUGUGUUUUUCCCUGAUCCUUUCUAGGAGGGGUUUCACGUAUUAUAAAUUCUAGUUUGUAUAAUUCAUUUAUUGAAUCUGCUAUCUUACCGUAGAUUUUGAUGAACUUAAA
Messenger RNA from Solanum verrucosum, 3645 nucleotides. Its product is annotated as calcium-transporting ATPase, endoplasmic reticulum-type. The record is from RefSeq and is a predicted model, not a curated record. Gene Ontology annotation, cellular component: membrane. The transcript is spliced from 8 exons. Gene Ontology annotation, biological process: intracellular calcium ion homeostasis; calcium ion transmembrane transport. Bases 196 to 3342 code for a protein of 1048 amino acids. Gene Ontology annotation, molecular function: ATP binding; P-type calcium transporter activity; ATP hydrolysis activity. Lineage: Eukaryota; Viridiplantae; Streptophyta; Magnoliopsida; Solanales; Solanaceae.